Messenger RNA from Miniopterus natalensis, 3373 nucleotides. NCBI's taxonomy places the organism in Eukaryota, Metazoa, Chordata, Mammalia, Chiroptera, Miniopteridae. The record is from RefSeq and is a predicted model, not a curated record.
ACCCUUCAGUCCGCAGGCCAACGCUCUGACCACUGAGCCAAAUCGGCCAGGGCGCUUUCCCAAGUUUGAGGAAUGACCGCAGUGAUUAGGGCUUCACUCUCUUCCCCUGAUAUUCAGUGGGAGGGUUCAGGCCCUGGGCCCUUGGUAAGAGAUCACUGGAAACACUGCCUGUUUGUUUAUUGUUUCCCUGGCUGCUUAGUCAUUCAUGCCACUGCUGGUGUGGCUGCCAGGCUCUGCUGAGCCCACGUGAAAUGGCCGAGUCACCAGGUAGUGGGAGGCUUUCUGCCCGGCUUGUACUGUGCGUCUCUGUGGGCACAAAGGUCGGAGAUGGCAAUCCUGAGUUACCAGGUGUGGCGUCCAGGGAGCCUGGAGCACUUUGUCUCUCCUCCCUCCUCCACCCCCAUGCACUGUAUGGCCAUCAGCUCCUGUCCCUCCAGGAGGGAAGGGACAGUCCGUUUAUUCUCUGAUUAACUGGUAGAGAACAGAUGAGAGGAACACGAGGGGUUGCCCUGCAGGCGGUUAACCAGUAGGCUAGCUGUCUGCUCCUGGGCUUCACCCCCUCGGCACCCUUCCCCCCCGCAGCCCUGGCCUCCUUUCUUAUUCUCCUAUGAACCAAGGAGCUUAAGCCUGGAGGGUCUGGGACGCUGGCAGGACUCUUCCACUUACGAACUGGGUGCCGAAGCUGCAGCUGUUGGUUUUCACACUUGUCCUGCCCUCCUCCUGGGCCCAGGACCUCGCUCCUGCAGCGGGAGGGGAAGGACGGGUGCGAUGGACGCUGCUGCAGGAGGGAGACGCGGGCCUGGCCGUGGCAGCCCUUCUCUACCGGGCAGCCCUCCUCCGCUCUGACUGGAACUUUGGGGUUCCGGGAAACCACCUUUCUACUUCAUUUCCAGUGUAUCAGGCCAGCUCCGAGGCCUGGCUGCUCUGUUUAAAUCGAGGUCUUCCUUGUCCCGUCCCGCCUCACCGACUCCUGUGAAUCCUUCAGGUCUUGGAAAAGCCUUCCUCUAGGAAGCCAUUCGAAAUUCUUCCCACCCCACUGCCCCUCCCCAGGCCUGUUUUUAUAGCCUCCCUCUUUACUUCACUCUUCCCUAUCACGCACCACGUCUUUGUAAAAAUAUGUUCUCCCCGAUAUGAGAGGCAUAUGGGUCUGUCGUGUGUAAAGAUUUACCCUCAAUGCCUAGAACUUGCCAGGCAUCUAUUUGAAUGAAAGUGGGCCUGGACUUUCUUAAACAUGUUAGGUAAUGUAUUUGGACCUAAUUUCUUUAGGUCAGGGACAAAGAAGCAUUUGGUUUUGGAGCUACUGAAAUGGAAGCAUCUGUGUCUAGUGCCCACACAAAUAUAUGCAACUGAAACUAAGUAAGAAGGUUAUCUUUGGGGAAACAGAUUUGGAAAUCACUAGUAAGUCCUGGAAGGACGCCUCCUAUACCCCCAAUGUUGCUACUCAAAUGGUCUGGAUUUGGUGUGAUUAGAAUACAAUUACAGGGGGUGGAGGACAGGGCUCCCACUCCAAUUAGAUUUUCUUUCCCAUAGACUCACCCAUGUUUUUCAUCACAGAAAUGGCCUCCGCCUUCCACCCCCGAGAAUGUAAGCUGUCUAAACAAGAAGGGCAAAGCUAUGGCUUCUUCCUGCGGAUUGAGAAGGACACUGCAGGCCACCUGGUCCGGGUGGUGGAGAAGGGCAGCCCGGCGGAGAGGGCUGGCCUCCAGGAUGGGGACAGAGUUCUCAGGAUCAACGGCGUCUUUGUGGACAAGCAGGAGCAUAUGCAGGUUGUGGAUCUGGUCAGAAAGAGUGGGAAUUCAGUGACCUUGCUAGUUCUGGAUGGGGAUUCCUACGAGAAAGCCAUGGCAAAAAAGGUGGACCUGAAAGAGUUGGGUCAAAGUCAGAAGGGGCCAAGUUUGAAUGAUAAGAAACUGCCCCCCGUGAUGAACGGAGGAGCACAGGCUUGGGCCCAGCCUCGGCUCUGCUACCUGGUGAAGGAGGGGAGCAGCUUUGGCUUUUCUCUGAAGACCGUCCAAGGUAAGAAGGGAGUGUACAUGACUGACGUAGCACCUCAGGGUGUGGCCAUGAGAGCUGGCGUCCUGGCCGACGAUCACCUGAUUGAAGUGAAUGGAGAGAAUGUGGAAGAUGCCACUCACGAGGAGGUGGUUGAAAAGGUGAGGAAGUCGGGAAGCCAUGUCGUGUUCCUGCUGGUGGACAAAGACACUGACAAACACCAUAAUGAGCAGAAGAUAAAAUUCAAGAGAGAAACGGCCAGUCUGAAAUUACUACCCCACCAGCCCCGGCUUGUUGAGAUGAAGAAGGGAAGCAAUGGCUAUGGUUUCUACCUGAGGGCAGGCCCAGAUCAGAAAGGUCAAAUCAUCAAAGACAUAGAUUCUGGAAGCCCAGCAGAGGAGGCUGGCUUGAAGGCCAAUGACCUGGUAAUUGCCGUCAACGGCGAGUCUGUGGAAUCCCUCGGUCAUGACAGCGUGGUGGAAAUGAUCAGGAAGGGCGGAGACCAGACUUCGCUGCUGGUGGUGGACAAAGAGACGGACAGCAUCUACCGACUGGCUCAUUUUUCUCCAAUUCUCUACUAUCAAAGUCAACAACUGCCUAAUGGUUCUGUCAAGGAUGCUCCAGCUCCUCCUACUCCUGCUCCUCUGGAGGUCUCAUGUCCAGACACUGCGGAGGAAGUAGAACAUAAGCCUAAGCUGUGCAGGCUGGUUAGAGGUGAAAAUGGCUAUGGCUUCCACUUAAAUGCAAUUCGGGGUCAGCCAGGCCCAUAUGUCAAAGAGGUGCAGAAGGGCAGCCCCGCCAGCCUGGCGGGGCUGGCAGACGAGGACAUCGUGGUCGAGGUGAACGGGGUGCCUGUGCUGGACGAGCCCUACGAGAAGGUGGUGGGCAGGAUCCAGAGCAGCGGGAAGAGCGUCACACUCCUGGUCUGCGGAAAGGCGGCCUACGACUAUUUCCAGGCUAAGAAAAUCCCCAUUGUUUCCUCCAUGGCUGACCCGCUGGAUGUACCUCCGGAUUCCAGAGGAGCACAGGCGGACUCAGAGCACGACUCACACGUGGCGAAAGAUCGAGUGAGUGGUGACACAUUUCCCUCAGUGACCUAACUUCCAGUGAUCAAACUAUUUAUGUACAAAUUCUGGUUCUGCUACAAGUAAAUGGAUUUCCUCUCUCUGCGCCUUGGUUUCCUCACCUAUAAAACAAGGGUAAUUUGUAGGACCGCUAUUAGGAUUAUAUUUACCAAGACUAUUAAAGCGGUUCCACUAGUGCCUUGUGCACCCUCAGCAUGAAAGUGAAAGCUGGUGGUUAGAGACAGUUUUGUUUUAAAAAUAACUGGUAGGGCCCAGCCAGGCAUGGCCCAGCGGUUCAGCAUUGACCUAGGAUCCAG